Messenger RNA from Rhea pennata, 914 nucleotides. Its product is annotated as cytochrome c oxidase assembly protein COX11, mitochondrial. The transcript is spliced from 4 exons. The record is from RefSeq and is a predicted model, not a curated record. The coding region runs from base 4 to 756 and encodes 250 amino acids. NCBI's taxonomy places the organism in Eukaryota, Metazoa, Chordata, Aves, Rheiformes, Rheidae. Gene Ontology annotation, molecular function: copper ion binding. Gene Ontology annotation, cellular component: mitochondrial inner membrane.
GGGAUGGGGCCGUGCGGGCGGGGCUGGGCGCGCUGCGGGGGCCCGCGGCUCCGCGGCCCGCUGCGGGCGCUGGCGCUGGCCGGGGCCCUCCCGCGGCCGGCGGCGGCUGGGUGCCGGGGGCCGGGCCCGCAGCCGGCGCGCGGGCUGCGCGGCUCCAACCCCUUCGCCCGCGGCCAGGAGGAGGAGUGGCGGCGCCGCAACCGCACGACGCUCAGCUACAUCGCCGCCGCCGCCGUGGGCAUGGUGGGCAUGUCCUACGCGGCCGUGCCGCUCUACCGCCUCUACUGCCAGGCCACGGGCCUCGGCGGGACGACGGGCGCAGGCCACGGCGCGGAGCAGAUCGAGAGCAUGAAGCCUGUUAAAGACCGGGUCAUUAAGGUCACUUUCAACGCGGAUGUGCACGCCAGCAUACACUGGAAUUUCAGACCUCAGCAGACCGAAAUCUACGUGGUACCAGGAGAGACUGCACUGGCAUUUUAUAAAGCAAAAAAUCCUACUGACAAACCAGUAAUUGGAAUCUCUACGUACAAUGUAGUACCCUUUGAAGCAGGACAGUAUUUCAAUAAAAUACAAUGUUUUUGUUUUGAAGAACAGCGGCUUAAUCCUCAAGAGGAAGUGGACAUGCCUGUCUUUUUCUACAUUGAUCCAGAAUUUGCAGAGGACCCUAAAAUGGCUAAAGUUGAUUUGAUCACUCUCUCUUAUACCUUUUUUGAAGCAAAGGAAGGACAUAAAUUACCACUUCCAGGAUAUCAAUAAUAGGCAAUAUCUACAUAAUUGGACUUCUGUUAUCUGACCACCAUUUUGAGACCAUUUUUCCCAUGGAAGGAGAAACUAUAAAAAUCACACACAAGUACUGCACAAUAUGAAAUUAUAUUAUUAAAGCACUAUGGGCACAUGCUGCCGUUCUGACAGAA